Molecule: messenger RNA, 1333 nt
Organism: Microstroma glucosiphilum
Lineage: Eukaryota; Fungi; Basidiomycota; Exobasidiomycetes; Microstromatales; Microstromataceae
Product: NAD(P)-binding protein
Exons: 7
Coding region: 129-1223 (364 amino acids)
Molecular function (GO): nucleotide binding
Source: RefSeq, a predicted model, not a curated record
CCCCCACGCUGCACCAGGAAGGUAGAGAUUCCCUGGGGUCAAGGGAUGGUUGGACUGGGCCAGGCCGCAUCUUUCCACCCUAUACAACCCAACCAAAAACAAUCUUUGUUAUCGAUUCAGCUCAAAUCAUGUCGUCUCAGAAGCCAUACACCUGCAAGUGGGGAAUCCUAGCUACAGGAGGAAUCGCAAAGAAUUUCGUCGAAGAUCUCCUCGCACCUGCAUCAGAGCGCAACGUAUCUGAUAUCCGACACGUCGUCAGCGCCGUCUCCUCUUCUUCCUCCCUCUCUCGUGCUCAGGAGUUUACCAAGGACCUCAAAUGUCCCAAGGAAACCAAGGCUUAUGGGAGCUACGAGGAGAUGGUCAAGGAUCCAGAGGUAGAGAUCGUAUACAUUGCCACGCCUCACCCCUUCCAUUAUGAGAACACGUUGCUCUGCUUGGAGAAUGGCAAGGCUGUUUGCUGCGAGAAACCCUUCACCAUCAACGCAAAACAGACUGCCCAUCUCAUCAAGGUCGCCAGGGAAAAGAACCUCUUUAUGAUGGAAGCAAUGUGGACUCGCUUCAUUCCCGCUGUGCUGGAGAUCCAACGACUGAUUCACCAGGAGAAGGUCCUGGGAGAUGUCGUGCGCGUCUUUGCGGACCUGAGUCAAAGUUUCCCCAAGGAUCCCAAGCAUCGCAUUUAUGCCCCUGAGUUGGGCGGAGGAGCUUUGCUCGAUGUAGGCAUUUACCCGCUCACAUGGCAGAUGCUCACCCUCUACCAGCACCCAGACAAUGCCCGAACCCUCCCCGACUUCACUUCAACCUUCCUCACCACGCCCCUCACAGGCGUCGACGCCUCCACAGUCGUAGUGGGCAACUAUCCCAAGCUAGGCGCUCAAGGAAUCUCCACGUCCUGUCUGACCGCCAGGACCCACUCGGCGUAUGCAGUCCUGAUCCAGGGUUCAAAGGGAGAUAUCAGGAUCCCGCCCAUGUUGAUGAAUCCCUCCAAAUUCACUCUGGAGCUUAAAGGAGAGGAGCCAAAGACGAUUGAAUUCCCCAUUCCGGGACAUGGGAUGUUCUACGAGGCAGACGCAGCCGCCCGAGCUCUGCGCGACGGCAAAAAGGAGGUAGACAAUUGUCGACUGGAGGAGGACAGUCUGGUGAUGAUGAAGAUCAUGGACGAGGUGCGGGCCAAGGGCGGUUUCAAGUACUCGGACGACGUAGAGGCAGUCAGAAGCGGAGCGUGAGCAUGUGAAUCUCUAUGGAAAUCGUGACUUUGGAUAGCUCAAGGAAAUUGUAACAAUGGUUUUCCCUGUACAAGGUCGAGCCUUUUGCGCUGAGAGGCUCGCUCACCACC